Pleurotus ostreatus (oyster mushroom) is the source of this 1170-nucleotide messenger RNA. RefSeq lists its product as uncharacterized. The transcript has 5 exons. Lineage: Eukaryota; Fungi; Basidiomycota; Agaricomycetes; Agaricales; Pleurotaceae. Bases 1 to 1170 code for a protein of 389 amino acids. The record is from RefSeq and is a predicted model, not a curated record.
AUGUUUUCUUUGCCCCCGUGGCUUCUGUUGGCUCUCCGUUCGCGAAGAAAGUGGAAGACUUUCAUUCGAUGCACCCUUGUCCUCCUCGCCACGCUUGUGUUGCUCGUGGAUAAUGUGACGCUGCAGAACAUGGGACAGGCGGGAUUCUUUGCUGCGAUUUUGGCAAUAAUGCUUCCGCCUUCGAUGCCAUUGACCCUGUUCAUCCUCGCGGGGUUGACCUUGGGCAUCGGUAUGCUCCUGGGAUGGGCGUGGGGCGCCGCUGCCAUGGCCGCUGCUCUCAAGGCCCGGAGCCAGACUCUCCUGAACAGCCAGCUGCAACUUGCGCAGGCAUCCUUGGAUCCAAACGUGCCGGUGCAGCUGCAAUUCCAACAGUUCAUAUUUCAAGGUCGAUUCCUCGACGCGCGCUCGUCGGCUGUCUAUGGCGCAUUCAUCUUCAUCGGCGCAUUCUUUCUCGGAGCGUUGAGGGGCUUCGUGCCCAAUCUCGCCCUGGUGUCUAUCUUCGGCUUGAUCGUUCUCGAUGUAAUGUGCUCAUAUGGACCUCUGUUCUACGCUUCGCAAUAUACGAUAGCGAAGCAGUUCCUACUUCCCACGUCCUAUUACCUUGCUAUCGCCCUUGCUUCGCUUGUCCUGAUAUUCCCCGAGACGCUGAACCAUGCGUGGCUGUCUCUCCUCUCCGACUCCGUGUUCAGCCCGACAAAACAAACUCUCGGGGUGCUUUCGCAAGCUCUGUCGAGCCGACCGUCUGACCGUGCGACAUGGGAAUCUUUCACGCAAAAGGGCGGAAACCUCCGCCGUGCGGUGAUCGCUGGAACACAAGGUUUACUAGGGCAAACUGGCCUUCUCGACGUCGAGUUCUCGUUGGGGCGGUUGGGGCCUGGCGACUUGAAAAGGAUCAGCGGGGAGAUGAAGUCGCUGAUGUUCAGAACGAGCGGGUUGCUUUCGUUCCUCAAUUUCGUGCAGGAGGGGAACAAAAUGGACGAGAAGGAGGAGGAGGAGGAGUUUGGGCGGCCAGCGUCUUCCACACCGAGUACGAAAGGCGAGAAGCAGGAUGGGCGGCUACGCCGGAUCGGUUUACUUUGCUUAGGCGGCGGAUGCGCGAGCACGAGCAGCGACAUGGCCACGACCUCGAUUCUCUGGUCCCAAUUUUGGAACACGCAUCCGUCGGACUGA